Messenger RNA from Mus pahari (shrew mouse), 940 nucleotides. RefSeq names its product prolactin-8A9. The record is from RefSeq and is a predicted model, not a curated record. Lineage: Eukaryota; Metazoa; Chordata; Mammalia; Rodentia; Muridae. Gene Ontology annotation, molecular function: hormone activity; prolactin receptor binding. Gene Ontology annotation, cellular component: extracellular region. Bases 58 to 783 code for a protein of 241 amino acids. Gene Ontology annotation, biological process: female pregnancy; response to nutrient levels; mammary gland development. The transcript has 6 exons.
GUAUGAAUCAAGUGAAGCAGAUCUUCAGAGACAGAAAUUCUGCUUAGGAUCUCCUCAAUGAUGGUGCUGCCACUGAGUCAACCUCACUUCUGUGCACUCCUGCUGCUGGUGGUGUCAAACUUGCUAUUGUGGGAGAAAGCUUCAUCAAUUCCUGCAUGUAUGGCAGAAAAGAGUGGCUGCUGGAACCCUCUUGUGGAAACAUUUAACAGUGCCAUGCAGAAAGCUGAAACCCUUCGUACACUUGCUGACCAAUUCUAUGUAGAGCUUUAUCACAACCAAUUCUCAUCUGAACAAUUUUUGGCUUUUAACUCAAAACUCAUUAGGCGAGAUGAGACUGUUGUCAGAGCUGGAACUUAUUGCCAUUCUACUCUCUCAAACCCCCCAGAUAGGGGAACUGAGCAUGCAGAUAGUGAAAAUGAAAAAUAUUUAAAAACUUUGAUCAAUUAUGUGAGUUCCUGGAUCAGCCCUCUAUUCCAUCUAGUGAUUGAACUGAAUAUGAUGCAAGAUGUCCCUGAAACUAUCCUUUCAAAAGUCAUGCAGAUCGAAGAGAACAAGAGAAAUCUCCUGGAAGACCUUAGGUGGAUACUCACCAAGGUCUAUCCUACAGCUGAGAUGAAGCAAGAAUUUCCUAGUUGGGAACAUCUUUCAUUCUUAAAAUCAGAGGGCAAACAUUAUAAAUUGUUGGCAAUGUUUAACCUUUCCAACUGCAUAUACAAUGAAACAUAUCACAUUCUAUUUUAUCUUAGAAAUUUGAAGUGUACGAUAACUGGGGAAGACUGCUAAGUACACAUCUACCCUGUCUGUUUUGGAAAUGUUCCACAACAGUCCAUUGCUGAGAUGUUCCUUUUAAUUGUAUAUCUUUUGAAUCCAUGUGUGGGUAUAAUGAAUCUCUUUUUAAAAAAAUAAAAGCAUUAUCUUUAGAAAUAUCCAAAUCUAAAAA